AUGAGUUCCGAGAAGACGGUGAUCAACGGUGUGUCGAUCGAGGACGACAUGGAGGACGAUUUUGACGAUCUACUGGACAAAUUCAAAUCGCCCUCGGAAGCGAAGCAAGAAGAAGGGUCGCAUAAGAAAGACAAAUCGGCGGGGAGCACGAAGCCGGAUGACGCAGAAGAGGCUGAUUGGCCGGGCCAGGAGAUAUCCGACGACUUUGCGCGAGAUCUUGCCGAGGGAAUGGAAGCCUUACUAGCAGGGAUGAAGGACGAAGACGGGGGCGAGUUCAAAAAGCAUCUCGAAGCGCUUGUCUCUGUCGAUGGCGGCCUCAAUGGAGCUAGCGACUUACUCGAUGCCCUCAACCAGAAAGAAUCCAGCUCGAACCAAUCAUCCUCUUCAAACCCUGCCGAACAACCCGAAACUGAGACUAAAAACUUUCAAGAGGCUAUUCAGGAAACCAUGGAGAAACUCAAGCAAUCGCACGAUUCUGCUAAAGCAAAAAGUGCUCCUUCCGAAGAUGAAAAUAUCUCGGCCUUAUUCGAAAAAAUGAUGUCCGGCGAAAACGGAUUACCGGACGAAAACCAACUGCAAACGAUUCUACAGUCAUUCAUGGAAGAAUUGAUGUCGAAGGAAAUCAUGUACGAGCCCCUCAAAGACAUGAGUCGAUUAUUCCCGGAUUGGCUGAACGAGAACCGAAGCAAACUGUCUCCCGAAGACUUGAAGAGGUACGAAACUCAAUCGAAGAUCAUCGGACAAGUCAUCGAAAAAUUUGAGGAUCCCAGUUGGGAUGCAGAAGAAAAAGCUGGAGGAGAAAAAUUCAUUUCUCGCCAGAAGGAAGUCAUCGAGCUCCUGACCAAAAUGCAAGAUUGCGGUCCACCCCCAAAAGAAAUCUUGGGCGAUAUGCCUGCUGGCGUGUUUGGCGAGGACGGUAUGCCAAAUCCUGAACAAUGCUUGAUUUUUUGA
This is a messenger RNA of Puccinia triticina, 951 nucleotides long. RefSeq lists its product as uncharacterized. Lineage: Eukaryota; Fungi; Basidiomycota; Pucciniomycetes; Pucciniales; Pucciniaceae. The record is from RefSeq and is a predicted model, not a curated record. Gene Ontology annotation, cellular component: peroxisome; peroxisomal membrane. Gene Ontology annotation, biological process: protein import into peroxisome membrane. The coding region runs from base 1 to 951 and encodes 316 amino acids. The transcript is spliced from 4 exons.